Quercus lobata is the source of this 1808-nucleotide messenger RNA. RefSeq names its product Galactosyltransferase family protein. Gene Ontology annotation, molecular function: galactosyltransferase activity. The transcript has 12 exons. Gene Ontology annotation, cellular component: Golgi membrane. Lineage: Eukaryota; Viridiplantae; Streptophyta; Magnoliopsida; Fagales; Fagaceae. The record is from RefSeq and is a predicted model, not a curated record. Bases 15 to 1229 code for a protein of 404 amino acids.
AACUGCCGUUUUACAUGGGUUUAAACUUUAAAGUAAGGCAACUGGCACUGAAACCCAAACUCACGCAACCUCCGACAUCAACAGCUCACCUAUCUCCAAUUUUCUCUCCUUUUGAAGACACACACAUACAUAUACAAUUGGAAGAUUCUGAAUCCAAACACUGGAUCUGCUUAGCACUUUUAUCUUUCAAGCAGAGAAAAAUGCAUGGUAAAGGAUCCAAUACCCGCCUUUCAACUAUGGCUUCUCGGUCUCGAAUCCCAACUCUCUUGCUCUUCAUGUUCUCCACCUUCGCUACCAUCUAUGUUGCUGGCCGGCUAUGGCAGGACUCGCAGAACCGGGUUUAUUUGAUCAAAGAGCUUGAUAGGAUAACUGGGUUGGGGAAAACUGCCAUAUCAGUGGAUGAUACAUUGAAAAUCAUAGCCUGCAGGGAACAACAUAAGAAGUUAUCAGCCCUUGAGAUGGAGCUGGCAGCAGCUAGACAGGAGGGUUUUGCUUCAUCGCGAUCAACAGAGGCUAAUGAGAUUACUUCUAAGAAAAGGCCUCUAGUAGUUAUAGGAAUAUUCACAAGGUUUGGCCGUAGAAACAAUAGAGAUGCAAUCCGAAAGGCAUGGAUGGGAACUGGUGCAGCUUUGAAAAAAAUGGAGAACAACAAGGGAAUAGUUGCACGAUUUGUCAUUGGAAGAAGUGCAAAUCGUGGGGAUAGUUCAGACAAGAGCGUUGACAUUGAAAGCAGACAGAAUAAUGACUUCAUCAUUCUUGAUAACCAUGUGGAGGCAGAUGAGGAGCUUCCAAAGAAGACUAAACUAUUCUUUGCUCAUGCUGCAGAUAAAUGGGAUGCUGAGUUUUACGCUAAAGUCAAUGAUGACGUUUAUGUAAAUAUUGAUGCCCUGGGCACUACACUUGCCUCUCAUUUGGACAAUCCUCGUGUAUAUAUUGGAUGCAUGAAAUCGGGAGAAGUUUUUUCGGAACCGAACCAUAAAUGGUAUGAACCAGAUUGGUGGAAAUUUGGCGAUAAAAAAUCAUACUUUCGCCAUGCUUCAGGUGAGCUAUAUGUCAUAUCACAGGCUUUGGCAAAAUUUAUAUCAAUAAAUAGAUCUAUUCUCCGUACAUAUGCCCAUGAUGAUGUCAGUGCUGGAUCCUGGUUUAUUGGGCUCGAUGUCAAACAUGUUGAUGAAUCAAAGUUUUGCUGCUCAUCUUGGUCAUCUGGAGCUAUAUGUGCAGGUGUUUGAUUUGAUUAACUUCAAAGAUCGUUAAAUGGAAAAAUGAACCAGAUGCUGUUGGAUUGUUUUGAAGUUGUUGCUAUGCAUCUCAGCUGUUUUCAGUCUUCUUGAUAUGAAGUUUUGAUAGAAAAAAGCAUUUCGCUCUGAAAAUUUUGACAGGGCACCUCUCAUUGAAAUCUCUCUUUCCCAUCGCUUGAAAUAUUGAAAACAGUCUUGGUUAAAUCUGUGUACAUUCUGGAGAUAGGAGCAAUCAGCGAUGCAGUAUUAGCACACAAUGAUUGCCGGAAGACAGGCAACCCAAACCGAUAAUAGAAAAGUGAAGAAUACAAAUUUUUUUGUUACAUGAUUUAUUGUUACUGUCUUCUUGCUUCAUUGUUAGUAUUUUUAGGCUAACUUUUUCAUUUGGGUGCACAAAGCGUGUGGCACAUCCUCAUGUGGAAAAGAGGGGGGUGUGGAGGAUUGAUUAUAUUGAGAGUGAUUCUUUUUCAUGUUGGAACUUAUGAGAAGUAGAUGUAGUUUUCAUACAAUCAUGUUGUUUGCUGCACUUUAUGGCACAAUACAAUGAAAUUUAUUUACUUCUGCUGACCA